Messenger RNA from Pimephales promelas (fathead minnow), 7858 nucleotides. Lineage: Eukaryota; Metazoa; Chordata; Actinopteri; Cypriniformes; Leuciscidae. The record is from RefSeq and is a predicted model, not a curated record.
UCUUGUACCGCAGAGUUUAGAUUUUAAUGAACUUACAAAAACACAUAUGAAUUUAUAUGCAUGUACACAUUCAAGAAGGACCAGAGAACCCAAGACUCGGAAGGGGAGAAAGAAUGCACACGUAGUGCCUGCUCAGCGAAUCUCAAAAGAGGAACUAGGAGUCGCAUGACUAUUGUGUCGCAAGGGUAUCCGUUGGAAAAACCCAGAUGGUCUGAGAGAUUGUGUCACACAGCCAGUAUAAAUAAGGCUGCUUUCUCAGUGUUAGUUGUUGCGUCUUGCUAGAAGACAUUCUGCGUGCAUCCCUGAGGAUAAUCAUUCUUCAGUCCAGCUUGCUGGAGCAUAUAUUGCUUUAACUGCUUAGCUGUAUGAUGUUAACUUAACCUGCUCAUAGAAGGACAAGGUUAGUUAUUCAUUUGAUACUUGAACUGUGUAUGUUAAGAAAAACUUUGUGACUGAACCACUUAUACAGGACUGCCCUGUUAAGUUGGGAGAAACUGAGGUAUUAUAAUCUGUAACCUUUUCUUUUGUUGCUACUAUUAACAAUCAUUGUGUAACCAGUGUUAUUAUCGUUUGUAUAAAUAAAUUUUCAUUUUAUAAAGAUAAAAGUUGAAUAGUUCUUUGCCUCGGGUCACAAUACCAGUUCUAUAAGCAAUAGUAAGAGCAUUAAAGCAACCCUUGCGAGGGCAAGAGGUCACCAGGACUCCACGGAAGCAUCUCCACGGAGGGCGAACAGCGCGGUAGUUGAUAAUAGCCUUAAAGAGGGGAUUAAAUAUCGGGGGAGGCCCGCGAGAGUCCGUGGGGACAACGCGCAUAAUUUCACUGGAAGUGAGGUAACAAACAUUUUGUAACAAAAAUGGAUCAACCUUAGUCGAAGCAGUUAAGCGUGGCUGGCAUAGCAGAGCAUGCCGUUCGUAGUGUGAAAGAAUUCUUUGUAAAGAAUCAAAGCUUAAGCGAAUGGGAUUCGAUAGUUAAUAUCUGUACGCUUUAUACCAAAUUACAGGGUUGAUAAACCUAACCAAAAGCCCGAACCAAUAAAUAUAAAGCAAAGAAACGUUUAAGGUAGGACAGACAGUUUACAUCUUACUCAAACGCAAAGACAAGAGGUUUAGGGCAACAACGGGAACUGAAGAUAAGGUAGUUGAGUUAACCUCCAAUACCACGGUUCGGCGGGAAGCGAACAGGGUUUGGUCAAUCAAAAAACUGGUGGGGAGUAAAUGAUUGUCAAUAAGAUUAUGAAUAAAAUCAUCACAGCAAAAGUAUCCUUCCAACAGGGCAUAAAGGGUCCAGCGGAAGGCCUAUUUGUAGUGUGUAAAGAUUUUAGUGAUUCAUUCUUAGUUAAAACAUGGCAUAAAGACUGUCGGGAGGGAACUCCGUCAGUUAGGGAAAAGCCUAUUGACUGUGUGUUCUGUAGCAAACAGGAAGUUUGCAGCCUGCUCUGGGAGGGGCCGAGAGAGAUACGGGAAAGUCAGGCGUGGCUGAGAGCUCAGCUGACAAUUUUGCCCAAAUGGUUCCGCACAGAUAGGUCCAUGGGGGCCUGUGCGAUGGGAGACGUUACUGUAUGCGGAAGCUGUCGAACGCAAAGGCAGCUAUGAAGUGUAUGGCAGUAUGAACUGGCCAUAGGUACUGGUGGAUGUUAGACCUGUACCGACUGUAGAUUGAAGCACAAUCUACGAGGUCAAGAAUGUAAGUGUACAUUAAAUGACCUAGGUGAGCUUGCGAGAUGUGAGAGAUGCAAGCUGCUGCUUAAGAAACGAUGGUUACAGGUAACCAGUUUCAAGGGUGUCUGGCAAACUAGAAAGAGCGAAACAAGCUUAGGAUGUUUAGCCAAGGACAUAAUCAUGACGGAAUGGGACGUGAAUCCGCUGGCCUUAGCCAAUAACACAGAGAAAGCCUUCUUGUGGGAAAGAUUGCUGUGUUCGGGGGGACCGGUUCUAAGGGAUUCAGAUCCGUUAGUGAAAGGUGGGGUGUUAGAUAAAACACUGGCCAGAGACAGUGACCUAGACCUCUGGAAGAAGGUCGUAAGGGACCCACUGUAAGAGAAGGAGCACUUGAUUAGUUAUAAAAUCAAGGGGGUAUAUAAAGAAGCAAGAAUGCAUGAUAUGAUGACUAACUUGUUGGAGGAAAUGUCUUUUCAGGAAGAAUAUCCAAUUUACGUAUAUGCCCAGAGAAUAUAGCCUUUAUGUCAGGGGAACUUCUCUGACUGUAAGAGCUAGAUUACAACAGACUUUUGUAGGGACAGAGUGAGUGAAAGUUUAAAUUGGCCCGGACAACAGAAGGGAACUAUGGCAGUUCCAGGUCCAUUUGACAACUACAUCCGACUUUCUCGGAGUAGGAAAGUCAAUAGAAGGGGUCAAACUCAUCAGAUCAAGCAUAACAAAGCCCGGCUCACUGAGCAGAAUGACAAUCUGGAUCAGGCAAAGGCUAGGGAAAGUUUAGGUUGAUAUAUGUCUCUGUGUCUGUUGUGUGUUUUACAGAAGCAGGAUGGCGAAACAGCGGAUACAUCUGGAGAGGAAGUACCUAAAGCUGCGGAGGAAGCAAAGCAGCUUGAGAAUCGGCCUGUUGUCAGCGCUGACUAUGCUGGGAAUAGCAUUGUUAAUAUUGGGUCUUGGAUUAUCAGGAGAUAACGAGACAGAACUGGUUAGCGUAUCCUCCUGCUCUGAGGUUGAGAAAUUAGUGUUAAAAAUAUGCUAUAAGCAAACAGUGAAUAUUGGUGGGGUGAAAUAUGGCUCGAAAAUGAUAAGGGACAUGUUUAAAGGAAUGAUAGAAAAUAUAGACUAAUCAUUUUGGAACUGUACAGGGGCUCGGAAAAUAAGUGCUACUAAGGGGCCAGCUCUUUACGGGGGUAGAGUAAUUAAGAAUAGUACCCGGUUGAGAUGGAAUAUUAUUGACGGUCAUGAUCAGACGCACGUGAAGCUAAGGGGCCUAAAGUACAAUCUCACUGAUAUCACUAAUUUGACGUUUAGUAAGCAUGUGUACAAAAUAUGGAAUAGUCCGGUUCUCCAGAUAACCGGAGUGCAACAUUGGGAUUGUUUGACCAAGGAAAUUGUUACGGAGCAUAGUAAUAAAUGGUUGGGUAAAUCUGUUGGGGAUCAGUCGAUAGAGAUGGAAAUUGAUAAAGUUCCAGCAGAUAAAAGACGUAGCGGUAGAUCUGCCCCAGAGGGGGCGAAUUAUCGGAUCACGGACCAAACAUGGAAUAAUGAAGAUAAUUCAGACCCAGUGCAACAAAGUUAUUGGCCCAAGGGUCUAAAUCCGCACGUUUUAAUUGUCGGAGUUUAUAAAAAUAAACCUAAGCCGGCCUAUGUUGAGUUAAAUUGGGUAACGUGCGAACAUUUGGUCAUGCCUAUUGGGAUGUGUGAGAGGCGCAGUAAGUGCCCGUUGUUGACCAAGAACAAAUUUGUAAGUAGUAAACCGGAAGAUCAGUUUUGGUACAACAUUGACCAGCAUUGCAGAACUGAUUAUGGUAAGACGACCGCAUGGGUGUGUUAUCUGAAUAGCACCUCUAAAUGGGACUAUAAGGAAUUCGAAAAGCACGGUAAUGAUAUUAUUAACCUGUGGCAUGAUUGGAUGUUGUUGCAGGAUCCGAGUAAUGACAUGGUGAAGAGGGAGAGUAGGCGCGAUACGUGGACGAUCAACGCCACCUUGUGGGCGAAUGGGGUAGGGGGUAAGAGAUUGCAUCCCCUGACCUUAGAUUAUGCGCCCAGACCAGGUCUGUCGAUAGAACUGGCGAAUUACUCGGGCAUUAUGGACUAUAUCUUGAGUAAUGUGACUAACCAGCAAUACAGGUCUGCUCUUGCCCUGUACUGUAUGGGUUGGGACGGCGUUCAUCGGAGUACCCAUACAAAUCAAGGUAUUUGGGCGAACCAUAGUGAUGCUGCUAACAAGGGGACUUUAAGAUGGAUUGGACUUUCUAACCUUAUGUAUAGGGUGUGGGAUGUUUUUCCAGUGGUAAUGGGGCUGGAUAAGACAACGACGCGUACUGUAAGCUGGAGGUCGUUCCAUAAUCAUCCGGCUAAUAAGAGUAUAUUCCCGAUCGUGUGGACAAGAUGGAAUAAAACCUUAGGGAUGCAAACCAGAACGUUGGCGCAUGGUUUUUGGAGUAGUAAAUAUUAUUUGCCGAUGUUGAAACCUUCAGAAAGGCGCGGUGCGACAAAAACUGACUAUAAAAUUCUGAUGGCCUCGCCCAAAUUUGAUAUCAAAGACAGUGGCUCAUUCUCGAGACAUAGUCUGAGGCCUGAGGACCAUGACCGUGAUGAGGUAAAGAAACGGUCAAAUGUCUGGAACAUGGGUUUGGGAAAAUUUGUGUACAGGCAUUGGGAUGAGGUUAAGUAGUUGUGGAUACCCGCGAAAGAGCAAUAUUGUGACAUGGAAAUGUUUAAUUCAUGGAAAAUUAAAACCCCAGGAAAUAUAUUUAGUCCUAACAUUACGUGGAUGCAUGGAGAUGAACAUGUUUUUUGUACUUUUAAAAAUUUCAAAGUGAUUGGCACAGAUCGAGUUGGUAGUGUAAGUGGGGCGGUUGAUAUAAGCUCGAUAACCGGUGCAGCUCCCUUUAUGAUGAUUGCGCGUAAUCAGAUAAUGAACAAAUGCGCUUUCUCCGCUCUAUUGAAUAGCGCCGAAGAAUCACAGAGUUUUUAUGACCCUAUAGACGAUUUCCUGGAGGGACUGUCCAUGGGGCCAGGGUUUCUGUUUUUUUUGGGACUUUGAGUCUCAAUUGAUUAAGCCAAAUAGGGGGGAUAUUUUUACCGUAUAUUGGAAAGUGCAGAAAAAGGCUAUUCUAUGGGUGUUGGAUAACAUUAAAGAACUCGCUGUCUCCGUGUGGGACAUAAUAGUGCAAUCUUGGUUUCACGUAAAGAUUGCCAUAAUCUGCCUGGCUAUUGUUACAGGAAUAAUAGUCAUGGUGGUCGUGUUCGUUAAACUUUCGAAAUUGGGGCUGGUCUGCAGGAAACUGUCGAAAUUGCCUGACUCGACAGAGGACAGACAGGCUCUAGUUCCUCUUAUGACCAAAUAGGGGACGGAAGUGCAGGCACAGGGAUUGCGAAAGUGUCAAAAAGAGCGGACAAGGUUACGGGUCACACAGUUGGUGGCGGACAAGGAGGCUAUCUUCACUCUCUCUAACUUUCUUCUAUUCGCAACAGCAGCAGUAGACUAAAUGGCAGGCAAUUACAGCAAUACUACAAGGCAUUGCAUUGACAGACCAAAAGAAAUUGUGAGUAUAGUUUCUAUAAAUUUAUGGUUGAUUGUAUAUUGGAUAUCUGGAAUAUUGAGUCAAAGAAUGCCGGAGCAAGUAGUAUUGAUGUUUUUGAGCCUUGGCCUUUAUAACUUUUUGGACGAUAUUUCAUUAGUGCUAAUUCUAGUGUCUCAGCUGCUGAGAAGUGCGAGAUAUGUUAAAUUGUUUGGAAAAAAGGGAAUUGUUGCAGUUAUGGUUUUUUCCAUAGCUAUAACUGUGUACAAUUUCGCAAAAUGCUACGUUGAAUUAAUUGGGGUUAAAUACGUAGGUGUGGGGCUUGCGCUCAUCACAUACGUAUUUUUGAUUAUCUUAAGCUAUAGAAGAAAUACUGUUUUAAAGCCUUUGGUGAAAAAAUUGGCUGUUCUUUAUUUUUUGGUUUUACUUAUUGCUGGCAGUUCAAGACAAGUGAACGAGCCAAAGCUAUUCAUGUUAGCCAUUCUGAUGGGCAUUAAUGAUUAUAGCUAUAUGUGGAAGAUGAUUGACAAUUGUCGAACUGAUUGCAUUAUUUGUGGAUGAAAAGAAAAAGAAGCGAAAAAAACGAACCUGAAUGACUUUGACGGUGCUGAGAAAAAAAAAAAAGAGCACUUGCUGGUUGUUAUUCUUUUGUUUUGUUUAUUUUGUUUUUUGUCACAAAUUGUUUUCAUGAUGAUUUUUGUUUCAAUAAUUUGGGAAAUAUAAUGAUCGAUAGAAAAGUGACGGGAAAGAAAAAAAAAAAAAGGAAAAAAAAACCCGAUUAUUGUCGCUGACUGACCAUGUUGAGUUCGCCAAUUUGUUGAGUUUACAAAUUGUUUUAUAAAAAGGUCUGGAUUUAGUUUGUUUCUUUCGAAAUGAAAAGCAAUUUUGUUUUGUUAACAAUGUUUUCAUUUUUUUUCUUUUGAACUACUUCAUUUCAUGUAUUUGGAAAUUUUAAUUUAUGGUGGCCAGUCAAGUCAUGGGGUUGCUGCGUUCAGGAAGGGCCCCCUGGGGGGCAGCAACUGACCAAUGACAGUUUGAUUGACGGGGUCAUUGUUGAAAAGACAAAGAAAGAAGAAACACACUUAGAAAGUUCGUUUGGUUUAUUUGGGGUUGAAGAAACGAAUUUUGUUUUUGUUUUUUAUAUAAUGGUGGUCUUUUUUGUUUGAACUACCUCAUUAAUGACAUGGUUUAUUUACUGUUUGUAUUAUGAUUUUCUGUUAUCAUACUAUAGGUCCCUGCUGACUGGAGGAGGGCGACGCAGCUUGGGCAUUUUUUAAUUUGUGAAGAAUGUUUUGAUGUGUUCAAGAGUUAGAGUAUGAGAAUUGAAGCAUAUAAACAAGAGUGUAAGGACGUAAGAGUUUAUUGUCCAGAAUGUGUGAUGAAACUGGGUUUUAGCAUGAGACAAAUGACUCGCAUCUGCUUUGACAGGCAUGGGACACGGAGUGGAGGUCCGGGCAACACUCAUAAUUUUACAUAUGGGGAAAUGAGAUUUUUCCUUGACAUGAAAUGGAAAGUCAUCGAAUUAGAUGAUGGAUUCGAACGUUUGUUUAGUCUGGGGGAGCAAAUAUUUCAGAAUACCUGCUGUGUUAACAUUCAGACCUAUCCAAGAAGACACAAGGAAGUCCUGGGCUUUUGCACAAGACAGGCGUGUAUUAAUGGCCAAAUUGUCUGUGUGCUUGUCCUUGAUCCCAAUAUAGAUCUGCCUGGAGCGUCUGACACAGGUUCGAUGGGAACCAAGAGUGCUGAACGAGGGCAUAGCAGCCAGGGGAAGCGAACUGGCCUUGGCCCUGGUAGAUCUGGUGACAAUGGACCAGGCCCCAAGACAAAAGGGCUCAUUCCGGUGGAUGCCGGUGGACCGGCGUUGGUAUCGACAAACGAUGGGCUGUCUGUUGGCACAGUACGGAAGGCUGAUAAUUGGCUUCUUCCAAAGAGAGUCUGAGUUAAGAUAUAGGUUUUAUGAGUGUUGUUUGGAUUUUGUGGUGCCCACUGUCUAUGUUUAUAAUGUUAAACUUGAUGAACUUGAUGUUAUUUAUCCGAGGGAUUUUAUUAAGCGUGUUUUUGUGACUUCAAGAGGGGGUGUACCGCAGAGUUUAGAUUUUAAUGAACUUACAAAAACACAUAUGAAUUUAUAUGCAUGUACACAUUCAAGAAGGACCAGAGAACCCAAGACUCGGAAGGGGAGAAAGAAUGCACACGUAGUGCCUGCUCAGCGAAUCUCAAAAGAGGAACUAGGAGUCGCAUGACUAUUGUGUCGCAAGGGUAUCCGUUGGAAAAACCCAGAUGGUCUGAGAGAUUGUGUCACACAGCCAGUAUAAAUAAGGCUGCUUUCUCAGUGUUAGUUGUUGCGUCUUGCUAGAAGACAUUCUGCGUGCAUCCCUGAGGAUAAUCAUUCUUCAGUCCAGCUUGCUGGAGCAUAUAUUGCUUUAACUGCUUAGCUGUAUGAUGUUAACUUAACCUGCUCAUAGAAGGACAAGGUUAGUUAUUCAUUUGAUACUUGAACUGUGUAUGUUAAGAAAAACUUUGUGACUGAACCACUUAUACAGGACUGCCCUGUUAAGUUGGGAGAAACUGAGGUAUUAUAAUCUGUAACCUUUUCUUUUGUUGCUACUAUUAACAAUCAUUGUGUAACCAGUGUUAUUAUCGUUUGUAUAAAUAAAUUUUCAUUUUAUAAAGAUAAAA